AUGGAUGCAGCAGUCCCGAAUAAACUGUUGGAUCUUGCUGUGCAGAGUCUGCUGAGCAAUGAGUCUGCAGCUAUCCAAGCUCUGGAGGACAUUCCAAGAGAGCUUUUUGUUCCACUGUUUAUUGCUGCCUUCAAGGGUGGGCAUAAGAGUAUAUUGAGUGCAAUGGUUAAAGUUUGGCCCUUUUACUGUCUCCAUAUUGGCUCACUAAGUAUUCAGGAGUCUCACCAUGAACUCCUGAAAGCCAUGAUUGAGAAUCUUCCAGUUUGUCCUGCACAGAACUCUGCUCCUAGGAGACCUAAAUUGAGGAUCCUAGAUUUGACACAAGUCACCUACUCUAGGAACACAUGUCCUGAAUUCAGCACCAAAUCACCUUUAUGUUUUCAUUUUUGUGCUUAUUCUGACCACUCUAUCACUAAAAUAGAAGGACAUCUUCGUUUAGGAAAUUCAGGGAUUGAGACUCAGUCACUGAGGCCUGUGGAAUUACUAGUUGAACUUUUCCUUGAUGGUUCAUUAGUGCAAAAGCAAUUUUUGGAUUUGCUUAUGGGUAAAGUUGAGGAGAGUUCAGGGUCUUUGCAUGUGUGCUGUCGAGAUCUGCAAGUUGAUAAAUUGUGUAACUACAAAUGUUCCCUGAAAUUUCUUGAUCUCAAGUGUGUUGAUCAGUUUUCUGUUGUUAAGGGAUUGCUGAGUGAUAUCAACAGUAUCCUGUCUUAGAUGGCCCACCUACACCUUAGUCUGUUUAAAGUCUCUUUUCGAUCUCUGAGAAAGAAAGUUUUUAAAAAUUUCCUCAGUCACUUGCAUCAAAUGGAAAACCUCAAGGAACUCAACUUGGUUUCAUUGUACCUUAAAAAUCGCCUGGACAAAGUGCUCAGAUUCAUACCACCUGGUUUGGAUUUCUUGUAUCUGCCAUUCUGUAAUCUCUCCUCCAGAGACUACCAAUUUCUGUCUCUGAGUCCUCAGGCCACCCAUCUAAGGUUCUUGAAUCUUAGUAACAACACAAUGCAUUGGAAUGAUUUGGAGCCCAUUUGUACUCUUCUGGUAAAUCUCUGUGGUACUCUUCAGAUUCUAGAGCUAAAUAAUUGCUUCAUAAGUGAUUCUGCAAGGAUGCAUAAGAGGGGAAUGCGAGAUGAGUGGGAAACUCACAAGGAAUGA
Molecule: messenger RNA, 1149 nt
Organism: Meriones unguiculatus (Mongolian gerbil)
Lineage: Eukaryota; Metazoa; Chordata; Mammalia; Rodentia; Muridae
Product: melanoma antigen preferentially expressed in tumors-like
Cellular component (GO): cytoplasm
Source: RefSeq, a predicted model, not a curated record